UACUUGUGGGAUCAUAAAUUGAAUAACGUGUGAUGUGUUUUAAGCAAUAUUGCUAUAACAAAUGGACAAUGAUGAAAUGAACUCUCGGAAAACAUAGUUACAAAAGUUGUGUUCAAUGAAGUAUGGUUGCACUGUACUGUGAUAAAGUGUGCGUAGACAUCUGAACAAAACGCACAACAACAGAUCGUGAUAAACAUAUCCAAAAAAUAUGUUGAUAACACCAACAAUAUGAUAUAACUCGUGUAUGUUUCCUAGCUGUGUUAUAAGUAUUCUCAAUAACGCCGCGUCACCUAGUGUCGACUCUUAUCACAACCUUCAUUGACCCGUACGACAGGCAACCCCUUCGUAUUUAGGCAACUUCGAAUAUCAACUCAAAUCUACUGUCUAUUGCGUACAUAUAUAGCAUCGAUAAGGAAGCCCGGACAGAUUAGGGCCUUACGAAAUAUUAUUACUCAGUACGACGCGUAGGAAAGCCUCGUUCUGAAUCACAUUUUUUCUGGCUUAUGCCACAGUGUUUUGGUCAGUUGCUAGUGCUGGUUGAUAGUUUUGUUGGCUUCAGAAAUGUUUCGCAAGAUAUGGAACUCCGUGUCUGGCGUGUACCUUCUAUACGAGUUGAACACCUGCAUCUACAUGCUUGAUCCAUGGGAAAAGCGCUUUGUCAAUGCCUUUAUUUUCGCCAUUCUAGGACUUCUCAUCUUCUCCAGCUACGCGUUCCUGCCAGAUUACACCCGCAAGCUAGUGUACGCUUUCCUGCCGGGCGCCCACUCGUCGCUGUCCGAUCUCGACCUGGACCAUCAACAAUCAAUGGAGUUAAAGAUACACUGAACCCGUAUUCCAUUUCAAACCCGUUGUGAUACGUCCAGCCAAGAACCAUAGCACCGACAUCCUAGAAAAUAGGCAACGUGCUGAGCACAAAAGACGGUUGGCUUUUAUAAUCAAUAGUUUUCAAAGGCGCGGAUCUAACUGCGCUACGGUUUGCAUUUAAUCUUUGGACAAUGUUUACUAGAAAACCUCUAAAGCGGAACGCUAAUGAUAUGAAAGAUUUCCACAACGGUUUAUGUUUAGAAAUUUGGUGUGCUACGCAUAAUUUAUGUACAAAACUAACUUGAAGUAAAAUUUAAUUUUAUAUAUUGA
Anopheles coustani is the source of this 1134-nucleotide messenger RNA. Its product is annotated as serine palmitoyltransferase small subunit A-like. Gene Ontology annotation, biological process: ceramide biosynthetic process. The record is from RefSeq and is a predicted model, not a curated record. Gene Ontology annotation, molecular function: serine C-palmitoyltransferase activity. NCBI's taxonomy places the organism in Eukaryota, Metazoa, Arthropoda, Insecta, Diptera, Culicidae. The coding region runs from base 562 to 825 and encodes 87 amino acids. Gene Ontology annotation, cellular component: serine palmitoyltransferase complex. The transcript is spliced from 2 exons.